Molecule: messenger RNA, 666 nt
Organism: Dictyostelium purpureum
Lineage: Eukaryota; Evosea; Eumycetozoa; Dictyosteliales; Dictyosteliaceae
Exons: 2
Coding region: 1-666 (221 amino acids)
Source: RefSeq, a predicted model, not a curated record
AUGAAAUUAAUAGUAUCAUUAUUAAUUAUUGUUUUAAUAUUCAUCACCGGUAGUUUAUGUAUACCUAAUGGUAGUAUUUAUAUUUCACCAACAAUGAAUAAUGAAAUAUGUGAAUCAAACUUUAUUGCUGGUAUUGGUUACAGUUUGCCAUAUGAAUCAUGUGUUAACUUUGGUAAUAGUAGUGUUUACACCAGUGGAAAUGGUCUUAGUUUUGAUGUAUAUUGGAUGGAUAAUUGCCAAUCUAAACAAAUUUUGGUCAAUUAUACUUUUGCUAAUUUUGGUUGUUCUAAUUUCUAUGUACCAAACAGCCCAACAUUCCAAAGCAUUGUUUCAUCUGAAGGUGUUCCACCAAGAAAUGCUCUUGUUUACACUUAUUAUUACAACUCUAAAGAGGGCGAAUGUUCUGGAGAUAGUUAUUAUAAAUAUUAUACAAAUCAAUAUGUCUUACCAUUAGAAAAUGGUAAAACAGUUGAAUAUACCUGUGUAAAUAAUUUUCCAAUUGCCCGUACAUGUCAAAAUUUAAAUUGUCAAGAUACUGAUUAUUCCCUUGGUACUUGUAAUAAUGCAGAUAGCAAUAACCCAUAUCCAUACACUAUAACAUGUUCAAAUACUCCACCACCACCAUUUGGGGAUGAAAAACAGCCAAGAAUAUCUUUUAAUUUCUAA